AUGUUGGACGCCGAGGAGGACGAGGCGAGCAACCCGCGCGCGCUGCUCAUCCCCGUCAAGAACUCGGAGCAAGCAGUGGAAGUGUUUGUCGAUGAGCUCCCGGACGAUGUGAACGACAUUAUCGAUAUUCUGCGCGCCGAAGUGGCGCCGCUCGACGUGUGGCUUCAGUUCGCCGUGGAGUACUACAAUCAAGGCCACGUGGGGCAGUUCCAGGAGAUCUUGGCCGUGGCUUCCGAGCCAGGCAUUGAAGAGAUCUACAAGGACAAUGCGUCGCGCAUGUGUCGCAUCAAGUUCUUCAUUGCGCUGGCGAGCCACGCUGUGAACGCCAUGUGGAACGAAGAAGACGAGAAGAAGCGCGAAGCCAUUUCCCAACGCGCUGUUGGCUAUUUCCAGCGGGCCGAUCGCCUCGACCACCAGCAUCCCAUGACUCUUGUCGGCAAAGCACUGAUGUUCAUGGCCAAGAACGAAGACGACCGUGCCGAUCGAUUCAUCAAGAGUGUGCUGAUCUCUCAUAAAACGAAUUUGCCAGCUAUUUUGGGCAAGGCGUUGCUGCUGUAUCGCAAGAAGCAGUACAAGGACGCCAAGAAACUGUAUCUAGAGGCAAUCAAGCUGCACCCGCGCAGUCCACAAGCUGCUAAAAUGCGCAUGUGUUUUGCGUACUGUUGUUACCAUUUGGGAGCUGUAGAAAAGGCUCGCGCUGUUAUGAAGUACACGGCGUCGCUGGAUGAGACGAACGUGGACGCAGUGAUUGCGAAUGCUCUCUGGCAAUUGGCAAGUCAGGGUCGAGAAGAACGUGCAGUAAGCAUGCGUAACGAAAGCUCGCGCUUUAUGAUGAUGAUCCACCACGCCCACGCUAUUGACAAGACGAACCCGACAGUGCUCAACCACCUGGCCAACCACUACUUCUCACAGUGGAUUCCACUCCCUUGCACGGUGAGUGUCGUGCGUGGCUCGUCGAUUGUGGCCACGUCCAAGGAUAUCUCGAAUGAGGUAUCUCCAGGUCAGAUUAUCUGCAUCGGUGAUAAGUAUGUUGCGUACAUAAGUCGUGACGAAGAUGCCGUGACGUCAUCUGGCCUGAAGCUUGAUGGUCCGUACCGUGACGAGUCUGCGACAGCCACGAACAUUGCACGGAAGGACUACGAUAAGAUGUUCACGCUGGCAGGCAACGCUUUCCACAGCACGAGAAUUCCUGAGAUACGCUCGGAAAGUUGUUACCUGAUGGGACGUGGUUGCCACGCGCAGGGCAAGUACAAGGAUGCGUACAGCUAUUACUUCAACGCCGGACGGCUUUGGCCCAAGUUUGUACUUCCGUGGUUUGGACUUGCGCAGAUGUACUACGAGCGGAAGGAAUUCACGAAGGCUGCAUCUUAUCUGGAAAAGGCGAACAAAGCGUACCCAGAGAACGUGGAAAUUCUGUCGCUUCUCGGCGAUGUCUAUGGCAAGCUUGGCAAAAAAGACGAGGCUGUUGUGUUGCUUCGUCGUGUUGUCGAGCUAGAACCGGGUAACGUGGAGGCCCUGAUCGGCACAGCUGAACUCCUUCAUGCGUCUCCCGAACGAAAAGACCAGAUCAUCGCGGUUUCUUCGUACAUUGCCGCGCAGAAAGUUAUGAGUAAUGCCUCAGAGCGUGUGCCUAUGGAAGUAUACGUCAACCUCGGUGUGCUUCAGCAACGUGUAGGCAAAACCGCUGACGCCAUCAAGUGCUUCCAGAAGGCGCUCAAACAAUUGGGUGAGGAUAGUGCAGAUGAAGAGAGCAAGACAGAAGAGGCUGAUACACUGGUCGACGAGAGUUUCAUCCCGAAACCGACGGAGGCGAAUGUGUCUAUUCUGUACAACAUGGGGAGAGUGUACGAAGAAAUGGGCAACCGUGACUAUGCCAAGAAGUUAUAUGAUGCUAUACUUGAAUCGUUCCCCGGAUACACUGACUGUUUGCUGCGUUUGGGCUGCAUGCUGCGUGAUCGUGGCCAAGAGGCUGAGGCGAUCAAGGUAUUUGACAAAGUGUUGGAGAUCGAUCCGACAUGUGCCGAGGCCUGUUUGUUGCAGGGCAACAUUCACUUGAAGAAGCGCGAAUGGGUGUUUGCCCAGAAGAAGUAUGAAAAGGUGAUGGGAAUGCCGGGUUUGAAGAACGACCCGUAUGCGUUUUUAUCCAUGGGCAACAUUUUCAUGAGCAACCUUGGAGAAAAGAAUCGAUACACCAAGAACAUGUCGUUGAGCGAAGUAUACUACAAGAAAACGCUAGCAUUGCACCCGCACAACAUCUAUGCAGCCAAUGGACUGGGUAUAAUGAUUGCCGAGAAGGGCAACUUUGAGCUCGCGAAGCAGAUUUUUUCGCAAGUGCGUGAGGCCAGCCCGGACGUGCCAGAUGCUUGGAUUAAUCUCGCACACAUAUUUGUCGCCGAAGAGCGUUACCAGGAAGCUGUUCAGCUCUAUACUGUGUGUCUCACAAAGUGCUACCAGGGCCAGGAUCUCGAGGUGCUUUUGUACCUUUCUAAGGCUUACUACGAGUGGAAAGAUUUCCCCAGCUGCAUCGCCACGCUGUCUCGAGGACUUCACAUGUACCCGAACGACCUUCGUCUCUGGUACAAUACUGGUCUAGCCCAAGAAGACUAUGCCGUGACAACGUUAGGGCAGGAGAAAACGAUUGCAAGAGCUGGAGGUGGUAAUGCAGUCCCUCAACAUCGAACGAUGGCCGAUGUGCAACGUGCCAUCCUGGACUUGAAGCGCGCUCAGCGCAUUUUCCGCUUUUUGCUUCAGCAAGCAGAUGCUACCAGCCAUGCAGGCGGUAGUGAGAAGAAGAAACACCACAACAGUCUGCCGUUUGAUAAGGAAAAGGUGUCGGAUCACGAGAAGUUUUGUGGCGAUACACUGACAAAGGCGAGCUACCACUUGGAGUUUGAGCGUCAAAAGGAAGACAAGCGUCGGUUGGAGAUCGAAGCUCAGCGGAAGUUGUUGCGCGAGUACGAAGAACGCGUGGCACGUGAACAAGAAGAGACGCGUAUCAAGGAAGAAGAUACGCGUAAGCGCUACGACGACAUUCGACUGAAACAGGACGAGCGUCUGAAAAAGUUGCACGAAGGCUGGAGUGUGCGUGAACGUGAGGAGGAAGAGAAGAAAGUGGUCAAGAAAAAAGGCAGGAAGCGCAAAAAAACGGGCGACGAGGACAGCGGCUUUAUCGAUGACGGAGGAGACGAAGUGGACGAGGACGGCGGCAACAGCAUGUCGAUUGAGGAUAUGAAGAACCGCAACGCGACCAUGAAGAAACUGGUGGAGAAGCGCAGCAAGCGCGCGCGUGGGGACACUGGCAUGGAAGACGAAGUCGACCAUUCGACGGGUCUCUUUGGUUCGGACUCGAGCGACGGCGAGCAAGAGGAGCGGAAGCCGACUGGAGCAGUCAAGGAUGCAGAUCAGGUGACGACCGAAGAUGCGGCGACUGCUGAGAGUCGCGAAGCAGAGAAGAACGAGCUCUUUGGCUCGUCGUCUGAUGAAGAAUAG
Messenger RNA from Hyaloperonospora brassicae, 3489 nucleotides. The record is from the annotation of a GenBank genome assembly. NCBI's taxonomy places the organism in Eukaryota, Oomycota, Peronosporomycetes, Peronosporales, Peronosporaceae.